AUGGCAGCCCUACUCGGAGGCGGCGACGAGGCCUUGGGUCAGUUGGGCCAGUUUCCGUUGGAACAAUGGUUUUUUGAGAUGCCGCCAUGUACCCGAUAUUGGACCACUGCUACGGUCAUCACGUCCGUCCUGUUGCAAUGCAAAGUGAUCACACCUUUCCAACUGUUCUACUCUUUUCCGGCAGUCUAUUAUAAAUCACAGUACUGGCGAUUGUUCACGACCUUCAUAUACUUCGGUCCGCCCUCGCUUGAUCUCGCCUUCCACAUCUUCUUCCUCCAGCGAUAUUCGCGACUGUUAGAACAAGGAUCUGGCCCUUCGCCUGCAGUCUUCUCUUGGUUACUUCUGUACGCCUGCACGUCGCUCCUCCUUCUCAGCACCCUCACAACCUCCAUCCCAUUUCUGGGCUCGGCGUUAUCCAGUACUCUGGUGUACAUUUGGUCGCGCCGGAACCCCGACACACGCCUCAGCUUUAUUGGGGUGCUUGUGUUUACUGCGCCAUACCUGCCAUGGGUUCUAAUGGGGUUCCACAUGUUCAUGCACGGCAGCAUUCCCAAGGAUGAGAUUCUUGGUGUAGUGGUCGGCCACAUCUAUUAUUUCUUUGCGGAUGUAUGGCCGGGCUUGCACGAGGGCCAAAGGCCAAUGGAUCCUCCAGAGUUCUGGGUGCGGCUGUGGGAAGGUCGGCGUGGAGAGACAGGCGUGCGAAACAUCGAGGGAGACGUAGCUGCCGCUGCUGCACGACCAGGCGAGGUACGAUGA
Messenger RNA from Capronia epimyces CBS 606.96, 756 nucleotides. RefSeq lists its product as uncharacterized. Gene Ontology annotation, cellular component: endoplasmic reticulum membrane; Hrd1p ubiquitin ligase ERAD-L complex. Gene Ontology annotation, molecular function: ubiquitin-specific protease binding; misfolded protein binding. The record is from RefSeq and is a predicted model, not a curated record. Lineage: Eukaryota; Fungi; Ascomycota; Eurotiomycetes; Chaetothyriales; Herpotrichiellaceae. The coding region runs from base 1 to 756 and encodes 251 amino acids. The transcript is spliced from 2 exons. Gene Ontology annotation, biological process: endoplasmic reticulum unfolded protein response.